Messenger RNA from Pseudozyma flocculosa PF-1, 1452 nucleotides. RefSeq lists its product as uncharacterized. The coding region runs from base 1 to 1452 and encodes 483 amino acids. Lineage: Eukaryota; Fungi; Basidiomycota; Ustilaginomycetes; Ustilaginales; Ustilaginaceae. The record is from RefSeq and is a predicted model, not a curated record. The transcript has a single exon.
AUGACAGAUCACCCUCCAACGCACGGGCAGGGAGACGCACCUCGUCAGCCGCCGGUACGGCUGCACUCACAGCAGCAGCAGCAACGACGCUCCCUCAUCCUCGACCGCCAGAAUGAGACCUACCGUUACAGCCUCCGACCCGCUUCAGUUGCCCGUUUCCCCCCAGACUUGGGGUCGAAACAACGCCCCGCUUCAGUACAGCCCCAGAGCACACCUGCGUCUGGCCCAAGGUCGGCAGCCUCGGAAAAGGCCGGACCCAGCCGCGAACCUUCGCCCGCCCCAACCAGACCCAAGUUGCCAGAUGGCAGCACGGCAGGUCGCCCACACCCUUCAGAGGCGGCCAAGCGCGGACAGAGGCGCUUGAGUGCGCGCCUCGUCACCGACAUUGACAGCCCCUCGCCCUCGGAGGCUUCGUCUCGCCCACCGUCUCGCGCACCGUCGCGAGCCGCGAUGGAUCGUCCGCUAAACGAGCUGGCACCCUCCGUUGGCCCGCCGCGCGCCUCGGUGACGGCGCUUGGCGAGCCUUCCAGCUCACGCGCCCAUCGACCAAAAACCUCGGUCAUAGGACUCCCCGUCGAUGAGGCUAGCCGUGGCACUGGCCCUCGCGAUGGGCUCCGGCUCCCGUUGACGCCGGAUCAUGAAGGCCUCCGGCGCAACAGCAAAAUCUUUUUCUCCUUCCCAUUCCCACACCCGACGACACCGGCAGGACCGGGCGAUCGUCUCGGUGCUGGGCACUCCCCACUUGGCUGGAUCACGGGGCCACUUCGCACAGUCGGAGGCUGGAUCGAUCGGGCGACCAGCGUCUUUGCCGGGCCCUACGAGAGGCGGCUGAUGAACGAGGAGCGGCAGGAUGACGAGCUCACGCGUCAGAUCGUCGAACGGCUCGAGAGAGGCGAGGGCGUCGCCCCAGGCUCACGGAGGACCUCGCUCGCCGAAUCGCUGCUAGCCCCGUUGCCGGGACAUGGAGGAGCUGCACUGGACGCACCGUCCAAGGCUUGUCCAGAAGCAAAGGCGGGCCCGAGUGCGGGGGGAGGCACGGACGAUGGCGACGAAAACGCGGGUCUUAGCAAGUACGGCACCUUCCCCCGUCAGCAGCAGCAGCAGCAGCAGCAGCAGCGGCAACAGCAGCAGCAGCGGCAACAGCGCACGUCAUGCCUGAGCACGCUGACGACCUCAUCGACCUCGACAUCGCUCAGCGAGCCAGAUCCAUCCGACCCGUACGGCUACCGCCGCCUGGCGGGACCUGUGCUCUUGCCGGCGUACAACGCCGACCUGGCGACGAGGCGGAGGGAGCGGCGGAGGGCGCGCUCGCGAGCUAGGUUCCAGUGCAUGGCGCUGUGGACCAUCUGGACAGUCUCCAUCGUCCUUGUUCUUCUCGUCAUUGGCAGCGGCGCCACCGUCUGGAGGGAUUGGAGGGACGGCAAGGGGACGCGGAUCGCUGUGAUGCUGUAG